Molecule: messenger RNA, 320 nt
Organism: Strongylus vulgaris
Lineage: Eukaryota; Metazoa; Nematoda; Chromadorea; Rhabditida; Strongylidae
Source: the annotation of a GenBank genome assembly
AUGAGCAAUCUGGUGCUGAAAUGUCUCGGUAUUCUACUACUUACAAUACGUUUUACUUAUCCGCAAAGCAUCUGUAAUAAUGCUCCCACUGCAUCACUCAGAAUCACUUGUCAGAAUAUCGUGAACUGGGAUGAAAACACGCGAAACAUACCGGCAACCACAAGAACAGCAGUAUCGGCACCAGGGUUUCCUGGUCUGGUUGGAUCUGCUGCUAUCUCAUCGGUUGCGACAUCCACAACAGCAACCUCAGCUUAUGAGUGUAUGGAUAUCGAGUGCUUAUGUGGAUUUUUCGGAGGUAUGUUCAUGUUUCGCUUUUAAGA